UUGUAAAUGACUUAAUGGAACUAUAAUUCUGUACACAUACGACUGCCUACAAAUGGGCAACUAUUUUUAUAGUUUAUUAAGAACCCAAAACACGGGCAGACAUAAUGCUGAAAGGAACAGCCCUAGGUCAACAUCUGUCGAAGCCAGUGGUUGUAGGCGUGAACACGAAUUGGCUUCAAUUAACGCCCAAGAUACAAUUUGGGACGAAACAAUGUGUGCCAAACGUGAACUCGAAGAAACUAAAAACCGUUGUGUCACCGAGCUGAUUCUCUGUUCACGCAUAGAGGGUCAAAUGAAGGAAAAAGAAGAAGACUGUUUCGUAAAAGAUUGCAAAGAAUUUGUCUUGCGCUUGAGGAAUUACUACUGCGAGCAAUAUUGCCAUUUGCCUAUAAAUCCGAUGAAUUUGGCACAUGAUAAACAUCUAAAACAUUUCUUUUCCGUGCAAAAGAUUCUAAAAAAACAAAAAGUUCAGAUGCACAAGUACAGGAAACACAAAUACAUACAUACAGGGACAUAUUUUACGCAGAUAAUAUUUCAAACAAACGAAUAUUUAUCCAAGGUAAGGCUGGUAAAGGGAAGUCGACAUUUACCGCAAAGUUGGUACUUGACUGGUGUCGUGACUUUCCGACAUCGCCGGAGUUUUACGAUUUUGAUACAUUGGAUGCAUAUAAGUUUGUUUUUCUCAUAAUAUUAAGAGAUUCAACCAAACAAAGUGAAGUAACAAAGAUGCUUAAAGAUCAAAUUAUUGAUACGAUCUAUGAGGAUCAUGAACGUUAGAAAGCCUAUGGACUUCUUAAACGUGUAAUGAAAGAAUUUAAAUGUUUGCUAGUUAUGGACGGCCUCGAUGAGUGGGCUGAUCCACUUAAGAAAACUGUUUUGCCAGUGCUGUUGCCAUGUUACAGCAAAUGCACUGUUUUAACGACCACAAGACAUUGGAAAAUGACUGAUGAACGCAUGAAAGACUCUCAAAUUGACUGCUUGCUGGAACUUGAAGGAGUUAAUGAUCCACACCAGUUUAGUAAGCAGAUACUCAGUUGUAUCAUUAAAGAAGAACUUGAGAGCAACCAUCACGAAUUUGUAGAAUAUGUGAAAACUAAUAAUCUCAAUGAGUUCUACUUUACACCAGUGUUGUUAGCUUCGCUUGUUGUUUCAUGGUUGAAUGGAAUGCAUAUAAGGGGAUCAAGAUGUGAAGUAUACAUCUCACUGUUGGACUGUCUCCUUAAAAAGUCAAGCAUCAGUUCGGACUGUUUCGUGUCUCCUCCUGCAUAUUGUUUCUCUGAAACAAGGUAUGUAUGUCAUAAUAUCGAACUUGUGCAUGCUUUGUCUGAAAUAGCUUUCACCCAGCUGUUUACGUUCAAAAAGGAAAAUUUGCUCGUUUUUACCGAAAAAGAAGAAGCAAUUUUAAAGCCAGAACAAAAGACAUUGGCGUUGAAGACAGGCAUAUUAUCAGAAAGAAAAAGUUCAACUUUAACCGGAAUAUCGACUUUGUCGUUCAUUCAUAAAAGUGUACAGGAACUUUUGGCCGCUUUUCAUAUCGCCAGACAUAACUUUGUUAUUGAGGCCGUGAUAGAAAAGUAUUUUGACACAUUCCCAGAUGCCUAUCUGGAUCUAUCUCAAGUAUUCAUAUUUUUAUGCGGACUUAAUAUCAAGGCAGCAAAUGACUUGUCACGAGUAAUCGAUCAGCACACCGAUAUGACGGAUAUUAAUGUAUUGCCUAGUUGUCGUUAUUCGAGAAUACAGGAUCUUAUGACAAAGGGUUAUACAGAAGGCAGAGCCAACAACCACAAGGAUGACGAUAUACGGCUGAACCUCAGUAACCUAGAGGUGUUAGAUAGAUAAGACCUUGGCACAUUAUAUUUUCUUAAACGGACAAAUAUGCUAUCAUAUGUCAGAUCAUUUCAUAUACAUGUUGACGAUUCCGAUUGUGUUGAAUCAGGCAAACACUGCAUAAUGAAUUUUAUCAAGUUUAAUAAUAUAAAGAUUAUAUGUUCACACAUCGUUAUAGAGUUGUUUAAACGUGCUCAUGUCGGCCUUAAGAAGAUCAACAUUCAAAUCGAUCAACCUGAUUAUAGCGAUGGUAGAAAUGUGAUAGAUAUGUCUCAAUGUAAAGUCUUAGAAGACAUUCACAUCAGGUCUAUAUUUUUUGGAUCAUCGUUCAGUUUGGCACCAGAUGCACUGUGUUCACUGAUCAACCUGAAACGUGUUACACUGAAGUGGAUUAAAUGUGAUGGUUUGAACUUAGCUACAUGUCAGCAAAUAGAGGAUGUAGAUAUUCAUGGCCACGUCUGUUUAGUAUCAGAUACAUUUCGUGGACUGGUAAACUUGACACGUCUUACAUUAAAUGGCAUCAGCUGCGCUGAUGUAGACUUGUCUACGUGUAAAGAAUUAGUGAAGAUAGAUUUACGUCGCGGACACGUAUCAUUCAAACCAGGUACUUGAAACAAGCUGUUGAAGCUAAAAUCUAUCACUUUAAAAGACAUCAGUUGUGAUGGCCUGGAUAUGUCUUUAUGUAAAAUGUUAUCAUUUAUAGAAAUAAGUGGAAAGAUGUCUUUGGUACCAGGUGCUUUUCAUGAGCUGUUGAAGCUAAAAUAUAUGAAUGUAAAAGACAUCAGCUGUGAUGGUCUGGACUUGUCUUUGUGUAAAGAUUUAGAGGAGAUAGAUUUGAGCGGACGAAUAUCAUUGAAACCGGAUACUUUCAACUACCUGUUGAAGCUUGAAAGUUUUACUUUAAAAGACAUCAGCUGCGAUGUUGUGGACUUGUCUUUGUGUAAAGAAUUAGUGCAUAUAGAUAUAAGCGCACAUGUAUCAUUAAACCCGGAGGCCUUUCAUUGCCUUUUUUAAGCUUAAAUAUAUUUCUUUAAAAGACAUCAUUUGUUAUGGUCUGGACUUGUCUUUGUGUAAACAGUUGAAAAGUGUAGAAAUAAGCGGGAAUGUGUCACUGGUACCAGGUACUUUCCACGGGCUGUUCAUGCUUAACUCUAUUGAUAUAAAAGACGAAAGCUGUGAUAGUCUGGACUUAUCUUCGUGUAAAAUGUUUGGAUUUGUAAUAAUAAGUGGGAAUGUGUCUUUGGUACCUAGUGCUCUCCGUGGGUUGUCAAACUUGGAAUAUCUUGAGUUGAACCAAAUCAGCUGCGAUGGUCUUGAUUUGUCUUUGUGUGAAAACUUACAUGACGUUUACAUACAUGGAAAAGUGUCUUUUUUUCCUCCUCGUUUGUCUGGACGGAUUGUGAGUCGUGCGUUCACCAACUGGUUAAAGACGGUGCAUAACAGUCAACAUCCAAGUCGACGUCCUCGAAAACAAUGCCCUUAUGUCGAUCAGCUGGAUAUCAUGCAAUGUAAACAAGGGGAGAUAAUAUUGUAUGAAAGAGUUUCCGGUUCCGGUGCAAAUAGUACAAACAAAAGGUAGAACUUAGUUUUAAAAUGACGUAUGCAGUCAGUGCGAUUUGAAGUGUGGAAAAU
Molecule: messenger RNA, 3459 nt
Organism: Dreissena polymorpha
Lineage: Eukaryota; Metazoa; Mollusca; Bivalvia; Myida; Dreissenidae
Exons: 2
Coding region: 805-1839 (344 amino acids)
Source: RefSeq, a predicted model, not a curated record